Dromaius novaehollandiae (emu) is the source of this 5102-nucleotide messenger RNA. RefSeq names its product ectonucleotide pyrophosphatase/phosphodiesterase family member 5 (gene ENPP5). The transcript has 4 exons. The record is from RefSeq and is a predicted model, not a curated record. Bases 155 to 1582 code for a protein of 475 amino acids. Lineage: Eukaryota; Metazoa; Chordata; Aves; Casuariiformes; Dromaiidae.
ACAGCGCUGCUGGCCGCUCAGAGCGCCGCGGCUCUCCCACGGGGGCGGGGCGCCGCGGGAGGGCGGGCUCGGCGGCGUCCCCGCCGCAGUCCCGGGUCGCUGCUGCUGUUGCUGUCGCUCUUCCCCCGCCGUCGCGGGGACGCUGACAGAUACCAUGAUGCCUCAGAAGAAGGGAAUAAUACCUUCCAGAAUAGCUGUGAACUGUUACUGGACAGUCUUGGCAGUCUGCUUGCUCUUUCUUCCAGCUGCAUUCCCUCUCCAGCAAGACCAGCCCAGAGUGUUGUUAGUGUCUUUUGACGGAUUUCGAUGGGAUUAUAUCUAUAGAGUAUCAACUCCCAAUUUUCAUUAUGCCAUGAAGAAUGGUGUUCAUGUCAAACAGGUCACUAAUGUGUUUAUAACUAAAACGUAUCCUAAUCAUUAUACAAUGGUGACAGGUCUGUAUGCAGAAAGCCACGGUAUAGUUGCUAAUGAGAUGUAUGAUCCUAUUCUGAAUGAAACUUUCUCCAUGAACAAAAUGGAGAUCUAUAACCCAAAGUUCUGGGAAGAGGCCAGUCCAGUAUGGGUGACGAACCAGAUGGAAGGACAUAAAAGCGGAGCUGCUAUGUGGCCUGGAACAGAUGUGAAAAUUCAUGGAGUCCUUCCUACGUAUUAUAUGCCCUACAAUGAAUCUGUUUCGUUUGAAGAUAGAGUUGCUAGGCUUAUUGACUGGUUUACAUCAGAAGAACCCAUAAACUUUGGUCUCCUAUACUGGGAACAGCCUGAUGAGAUGGGCCAUAUUCUGGGCCCAGAAAACCCACUUAUGGGACCGAUAAUUAGUGAUAUUGACAAGAAGCUGGGAUAUCUUAUGUCUGAACUGAAGAAGGCGAAGCUGUGGGAUGUGAUAAAUGUCAUAAUCACAAGUGAUCAUGGAAUGUCACAGUCAUCCUCCGAAAGGCUCAUUGAGCUUGAUCAGUAUGUGGAUAGAGAGCUUUACAAAGUGAUUGACCAUUCUCCUGCAGUAGCUAUUUUGCCAAAAGAAGGCAAACUGGAUCAAGUAUAUGAAGCUCUGGCCAAUGCUCAUCCCAACAUGACCGUUUAUAAGAAGGAGCAGAUUCCAGAUAGAUUACAUUACAAACACAAUAGUAAAAUUCAGCCAAUCUUAGCAUUGGCUGAUGAAGGAUGGGAAAUUGUACACAAUAAAUCUGACCAUUUUCUGUUGGGUAAUCAUGGAUAUGACAAUGUCUUACCAGAAAUGCAUCCAAUCUUUUUGGCAUUUGGGCCUGCUUUCAGAAAGAAUACCACCAAAGAAGCCAUGAAUGCUACAGACUUGUACCCCUUAUUGUGCCACCUACUUGGUAUUAACCCACGGCCAAACAAUGGUUCAUUCAAUGAUGUGAAAGAUAUUCUUGCUGAGGUGGUUCCGAGACAGCCUUAUCCUGAAGCCCGUGAAACAGAGUCCUAUGCUUACUUCAUAGGAAUUUCUCUUGGCAGCAUUCUUGUUCUGUUUUUUCUUUUUGUUUUUGUUAAGCAUUUAACCCAAAGCCAGAUAAAUACCAUGCAAGUGCAACAUACUGAAAUUGCCCAGCCACUAUUACAAGGCUAACAGUACUUGUCGGUGGAGGCACCAUAAAGUUUUAGAAUAAGAUUUGGCGCUUUUUCCUGUUUGGCACUUAAAAGAAGCUUCUACAAAAUUAAGUGGGUCAGCAGAAAUAUGUGGAGUAAAACAAAAUGGGUACUGGAGUACAUAAAUAUCAGGUACAUACAGAAGGAGCAUGUUUCUGUUUCACCUUACAACCACUAAAUCUUUCAGAGGUUGAGAAUAUUCUAGGUAAACCUGGAAAGCUGUGUAUGUAUCUACGUACAUACAGUGUACAUGUAGUAACAGUAGACCUUGAAUACCUCAUCCUGAACUGCUGAUAGGGAAGCAACAUCAACUGAGGUGCACUUCACAGAAUAUUACGUGGUGAUUUAACUUCCUUUUUUCAGCGACCCUUUAAUUCUCUUAGAUUCUAACAGGUCACUGAAUGUGACUAGACUCUGCUUUUGAGGUUCCUCUUCCCUGCCUAAGGAAGUUCUAUAAUAGAUCACCAUUAGAGAUAGCUUGGUGGAUUAAAUCCCACAGAAUACAACAUUAAGCUAGGUCACGCAAUGCUAGGUGUCUGAGUUUAGAACUAGGUGUGUUUCUUCUGAGUCCUGUGUAAGUUGUAGCACUCAAAAUAUUAAUGUAGGUGGUACUGCCUUUAGUAAUCAGCAUUAAAGUACUUGAUUAAUUUAUUUCUAGGUAAAUGUAGGUCUUCACUUUUCCUUUUGCUUCCUCCAUAUUGGACUGAAUUUUCUUGGAGUUCCCUGUGGCUGGCUGUUUAAAGACACAUAUAAGUACAACAGUUGUAUAUCCAAAUGGAGUCUGUUAUAUUUCUGUGAUAAGAGGGUUCUUUCUGAACAAGGCUAAUGGAUCAGUUAAGGAACGUGCCGUGCAAGCUUUUUUUGAAGGGCUGUGGAGCUCACCACUGGAUGUAAAGUCAGAUCCAUCAAUGAAGACAGCUCGUAGGGUGAGCUUGCCUGCUGUCUUAUGUUUUAUCUGAUAUGUCUGGGUGGGCCCUUAAAACUUUAUGAUUAGCACCUCUAAGAACUAGACACAAUUUUAAGGAGCAAUCAUAUAAAAUGUACUCUUAAAUCUGAAAAAAAACCUUGCUUUAAUAUGACAUAAGGCAUAAAAUUAAAUUGAAUUGAAUAAGAUUGAAGUUUUUCCUUCUAGAAGGAAGUCUGUCUUAGGAAAAAGUGUUAACCUUGAGUCAGACAAAACUAUAAAUUGCUCUGAAUCUUUUGAGGGGAUUGCUGAAGUAAAUCUUCCCUCUAUUGCAGCCUUUUUCAGUGAGCUCAUUUAAGUGAUAGGUGAGAAGCUGCUGACUAAGGUUUGUAUGGAAGAUGUGGUGUUUAGUGAGAAAACUUGUCUAGUUGUCAGACUUCUUCAAAAGCUGGUUUUUUUCUCCCUGUUUGAGUUAGUAUUUGUCUGUGUGUUUUGCUUCUGAAUACAAUACGUGAAGGAGAAAAAAAUUCUUUCUAAAUUGACUUAAAUAUUCAGUCUGAUAUUUCCAUAAGUGCAAUUUAUUGAUGCAUGCAUGUACAUUAGUGCUGAUGCUUUAUUUGAAAAGUGGAUUAUGCUUUCCUCAAAACAGAGGAAACAGCUUUAUCCACAGCCCUCAUUAGAGGGCAGAGGUAAGAACAUCUUUGCCUUGGAUAGUCUCUAUGUCAAGAGAAACUAACGAUGUGACUUAGUGAAAAAAGGUGACUAACUGAAAUCCAAAACUUAUUCUGCUAAACUUAAUUCUAGACUUAAAGGAUGACAUCUAAGUUCAGAUGACAUCUAAGUUCAGACAGAAGUUUUCACUUCUUGCUGCCUCAGUGAUGAUUCUACUGUGCCAUGUUACUUCUGACAAAGUGAGCGCUGGACAGUUUGUAAUCUGUGGAUUCUUCAGUGAUUGCAGAGACACUUGGAUCACAUUAAGCUCAGAUGUGGAAGAUUUCCAGAGACCACAGCUAAAUGCAGUGAAGGCUCGAGAGGGAAGGCAGUGAAACACACCAAUGUCUUAAGGUAUAUGCUGAAAUUUUAACUCUAAAAGUACCUUUAAGAAGGCAGGAAACUAGCAAAUCUGUUGGAGGAUGGCACCUUAAUUGGGGAUGUGGAGUACUGUGAAAUGUAAUCCGACUCAUCUCUGCAGUUCUGCUGUUCCUGUUCUGGGUACUUUGGUGUUCCUGCAUGCCCAUUCUCUUAAGAAAGUGCUGAAGGAAAACUUCUGAGAUAGUUGUGCCUGACAUUGUAAAGCUCAUUCUUAAUGGAGCAGACCCUUAAGUAUGCCUUAAGUCUGAUUUGUUGACACCAACUAAAACUGAAUGUCACAGGGGUCAGUUAGAGGAUUAUCAAGUUGAAAGAUGAAUUCAGAAAUGAUCUUCACAGCAGUCUCUAGAUAGGCUUGGGAAGUCUGUGUGGCAAAUCUAGACUUCUAAAUCCUUACUAAUCUUUCCUAGCUGCCUUCCAAGAAAUGGAUGACAGAUAGCAAUUGAUGUAUUGAUUCCAUGUUUUCUUAUUUGCAUCUAAAAAACUUGCUGUAGCACAAACGUUAUGUAUUCCAGUUUAAAGAAAGAUUACAGUUUGGGUUAAGGGAAAGACAAUGUAUGUCUGAGAUGGGCAGAGAGAUGCUAUAAUCCCCACCUGUCUUCAGUAGCUACUUCAGUUCCCCACUUUGGAACAUGCUGCUUUAAUAGAAAUUUCCUGGUGAUACUUAUGGCAGAUGUUAAAUUAACUGGAUUAUAUUGUCAGAGGUGUGCAUUAGACUCCCUCUUUUUUAUUGUGACAGGUGAGGUUCUAGGAUCAGCCAAGGUGACCCCUGGUCUUCAAGGGGCAAAGUUAGUCAGCAUUAUUCAGUCAUGCUAGCAUUUAUGUCCUACCUCCCCAAACAUGUGACAAGGGAAGAGCAGUAAGUUUCCACUAUCAGCGCAUUUGGGAACCAACAUAAUAUCCAAAAUAGGUUGGGAACGCAAGCAUGAGAAUUGUCUUCAAUGUCAUUGUUCUGUAUUGCACUGUAAGGCCCUUUUCAAAGAGGGUAAAAUGACACUUUGUAGAAAACUGAAAUCUUUCAACAUUCAGGUGUUUCAUUUUAGGUUACAACAUGUUUCCUUAUUGUUUAGGUGUAUUUAUAAAUAACCACUUAGGUAGUUACCUUGUUAGGAUAUUUGCCUAGCUGGUAUUAAACACUGCUUUAAGUUAGUGUGCAUGUAUGCUUAAUGAACAUGAAAACACAUAUGAUACCACUGGGGAGAAGGACCAACUUUUCAGACUUGUGAUGGGAGAUUCUUCAGACUUUACCUUUCUAGUGGGGGAAGACCCAGGAUUUGGGGGGUUUUUGUGUGUUUAGUGCCUUUUAUGAUUUGCAAACAUUUUGUCAGAAAGUGGGUUUGCAUACACUAUAUAUUGGCUUGUAGCUAAAGCUUGGGAAUUGAAAAGCUUGUAUGAUUAUGUGCUGCUUUACUGACCUGUGGAACAUACGCUGAGAUGUCUAACAUUUUCUUUUCUUCCUGCUUGGAAAUGUCAAAGUUGAAAUAUAUAUUUUCUAUGUGCUAUCAAA